Molecule: messenger RNA, 270 nt
Organism: Zychaea mexicana
Lineage: Eukaryota; Fungi; Mucoromycota; Mucoromycetes; Mucorales; Lichtheimiaceae
Exons: 1
Source: RefSeq, a predicted model, not a curated record
GUAGAAGACAACCAGCUCGACUUUUACUUGUAUUAUCAGAAAAAUUACGCCUACCAGCACAUUAGAGCCUGGAACAAUCUCUCCCUCCUGACCGGCUCUCUUUCAGUCACUGUCAACAACUCGUGGUUCCCGACAGCAGCCCCAGAGGGUCAAAACCAAACAUGGACCAUGUUUGGCUGGUUCAUACCGUCUGGCAACAACGCGACUCAAAUGCUUGUUGAAACGCAAAGCACAUAUCCACGUCCAUUCAAUUGGACGGUUGUCCGUAAG